This is a messenger RNA of Fusarium redolens, 1086 nucleotides long. Its product is annotated as chaperonin 10-like protein. Gene Ontology annotation, molecular function: oxidoreductase activity, acting on NAD(P)H. Bases 1 to 1086 code for a protein of 361 amino acids. The record is from RefSeq and is a predicted model, not a curated record. Lineage: Eukaryota; Fungi; Ascomycota; Sordariomycetes; Hypocreales; Nectriaceae. The transcript has 5 exons.
AUGUCAAUUCCAACUUCUGCUCAAGCCCUGGUUGUCAGGGUCGACAGUAACAACACUCCCAAGCUUGUCAAGGAACCUAUCACUGUGCCUAAGCCUGGCAAACACCAGCUCCUGGUCAGGGUGUCUCAUGUAGCUCAGAACCCGACAGAUGUUCAAUCUUUCGAUGGCAACGGCUUCGGCGAUGGUGCUGUUCUUGGCUGCGAUUUUGUUGGCGUUGUCGUGGAGACCGGCUCAGAUGUAACUAGGAUUACGAAGGGAACCACCAUUGCCGGUCUCAUCUGGGGCGCGCUUGUGUCCAGAAGCGCUAAUGAGUGGCUCGGUGAAACAAAGGGUCUCGGCGGAUACAGCGAGUACACCCUUGCCGACGAGCGUAUUUGCUUCCCCGUUCCCGAAGGCUUGAGCGACGAACAAGCAUGCACUAUCCCCCUUGCGUCGUGUACGGCCCUGCUGAGCUUGUUCUCCAAGGACUGCCUUGCCAUAGAUGCGAAGGCCGAUGAAAAGCCCACUGUACUCAUCUGGGGAGGUAGCUCAAGCGUAGGACUUUAUGCAGUCCAGAUUGCGAGGCUGCAUGGAUUGCAGGUCAUUGCAACCUGCAGCCCAAAGCACCACGAUCUUGUCAAAUCAUAUGGAGCCAAAGAAGUAUUCGACUACCGGGAUUCCCACGUAGUCGACAACAUCCGACAGGCAGCCCCGGGUCUUCGUUAUGUGUUUGAUACCAUCGGGAACGGGAAUUCCUCCAAAACCGCCUCAUCCGCCAUCACUUACAGUGAGGGUGUCUUGUGCACUGUCCGACCCGGUAAAGCCAACACCGAAGGUGUGGCCGACGGUGUCAAGGUUACCGACGUUCUUGUGUGGACAGCAUUUCUCAAGGAACAUCGUUACGGGGACUUUUACUGGCCGCCCAAAGAAGCGGAUCAUGAACUUGCUGCGGGUUACUUCCACGAAUUGCCUAGCCUAGCUUCGUCAGGUCAAAUCAAGCCCAACACUCCCAAGCUAGUUGAAAGCGGUCUAAAUGGUGUUCCGCAAGGUUUCCAGGAGUACCGCGACGGUAAGAUUUCGAAUUAUAAAAUCGUCUAUAGAGUCUAA